Molecule: messenger RNA, 684 nt
Organism: Phycomyces blakesleeanus NRRL 1555(-)
Lineage: Eukaryota; Fungi; Mucoromycota; Mucoromycetes; Mucorales; Phycomycetaceae
Exons: 3
Coding region: 1-684 (227 amino acids)
Source: RefSeq, a predicted model, not a curated record
AUGAAGGCAGGACAGGACACUAUCAAACUGGAAUUGAAUUCUAUCAGAGAAGAAUUAAAUUCAAAGAUUGACUACCUUCAGAGUCAACUGGACAACAGAGGAUUUUCUGAGCAAGAGACAGUACCUUCUGCCACUGACAUUCCUUGCAACAGUUUUAUCCAUGCACCUAUUCUAAAUACCUGGGAUAUAACUUUGAAACACGUCUUCAAAAUGAUGAGUAAAGAUUUUGGUAUUGAGAUAAACAAUGAAGAGAAGGCCACUCUCCGAGUAUGUACAAAAAUUAUUUGUGAUAAGCUGGCUGUCCAUUCUUUGAUAAAGGAUCUUGAUUCUUCUCCUAGCUGGGAGUCUAUACCAGUAAUAGUUAGAAAACAAAUGUGUGCUAAGCAUGCAACGUUGAUGAAGGAUGCUAGUAUUGAUCUCAUCAGAUGCCAUGAAAACUGGGUGUUUACCUCGAGAAUCUCUCAUCUUUGGAGAGACCAUUUUAGAAGAUUGCAGUCUCGUAAACCUUUGAUGAAUCCUGGUGAAAGACACCAAGAAAAUUUUGACAAAAAGACACUUAGCCAGUUCGAGAUUGAAGAACGAGUCCAGGAAUUGUUACCCAAAGAACUAGUAAAUGACUACAAGAAGAACUGGCAUGUACCACAUAUACCUGAAGAACAGAGACUCAAGAACACUCCUGCAUGA